AUGGUCCUGGUUUCGCUUUCGAUCACCCCGAAGAAAUUGCUCAACAGGAAAUCAUCAUCAACAACAACUGGUAGCUUCACAGAUCCCGUCGACCUCCUUUGCGUCUCCGCCGAUCUCCCCUGUUUCCACCAGCCACUCCGGCGUCUCACCAAUCUCUACCCAAAACCCCAAUCCUCUUCUCCUCUCCCGCCUCGCCCUCCUACUUCCAGCUUCACUACAUUCUUCCGCCCUCUUUCCACCGGCGGCAACAAUGACAACGACGGCACCGGCAAGGGCGGCAGCUCCGCCUCCGACCUCUGGAAGCUUUCGUCAGACACCAGCGGCGGGUUCUCCGAUCCGUUCUUCAGCGAAUAUACCGGCGGAGACGGAGGCGACUUGCAGGGGAUAUCAGACGCUCCGGAACCGAAGGCGGCAGCUGUCGAGAAGUGGGCAAUCGUGGAUGGGGAAGGCGUGAGUGCCGGUGGGGACGUUUUCGGGCAAAUUGAGAGCGAUGCGGGCUCGGCAGCUGGGGCGAACAAUUGGGGGCCGUCAAAGGAUUUCAUGCCGUGGUACUUGAAGAACGCUGCGGGAGAGGAGAAGAGCGAGAUAUUUGAUCCGGGCUCGGUGUUUGGGGCUGAGAGCAGGACGGGUAUUAGUUUGAAAGAGGAGAUUGAGAAGAGAGAGGAAGAGAUGAAGAAGCUGGAAUUGGAAGAGGAGAACCUCACCACCAUUUUGAAAAAAGGUCCGAAUCGUGCAUUUGGUGAUCUCAUUGCGGAAUCUGGAAUCACGGAUGAAAUGUUGGACAGUUUGAUUGCACUGAAGGACUUCGAAGGGGUUGAAGGGUUGCCCACAUUGGGGGAGAUAGAGGAUAUUCGAUAUGAAAAGAGUAGGAGGAAAUCCACGAGAGCUGAAAUGGAAAGGCAGAAGCAGGAGGAAAUUACCAAGGCGAGGGUGAGACAAGUGGACGACAAAGGGAGAGCUUAUGGAACAGGGAGAAGGAAAUGCAGCAUUGCCCGUGUAUGGAUCCAGCCCGGGGAGGGGAACUUCAGUGUGAAUGAGAAACAAUUCGAUGUCUAUUUCCCGAUGCUCGAUCAUCGUGCUGCACUUCUGCGGCCUUUCUCGGAGACAAAGACUCUGGGUAUUUGGGACAUCGACUGUACUGUCAAAGGAGGUGGUGUUUCAGGUCAAGUUGGAGCUAUUCAGUUGGGUAUAAGCCGAGCAUUGCAAAACUGGGAACCUGACUAUCGGCCUCCACUCAGAAAUGCCGGUUUCUUGACAAGGGACUCACGUGUGGUUGAAAGAAAGAAACCUGGCAAAGCAAAAGCAAGGAAGAGCUUCCAAUGGGUCAAGCGUUGA
Linum trigynum is the source of this 1335-nucleotide messenger RNA. Lineage: Eukaryota; Viridiplantae; Streptophyta; Magnoliopsida; Malpighiales; Linaceae. The record is from the annotation of a GenBank genome assembly.